Molecule: messenger RNA, 244 nt
Organism: Prorocentrum cordatum
Lineage: Eukaryota; Dinophyceae; Prorocentrales; Prorocentraceae
Source: the annotation of a GenBank genome assembly
GCAGCUGCCGCUACGGCAGCGAGUGCGCGUGGGCGCACACGGAGGACGAGCUGCACAGGGCGCCCGACCUCAGCAAGACCAGGUUGUGCGUCCCGUUCGCGGAGGAGGGCCGCUGCGACGACGCCAACUGCACUUUUGCGCACGGGGAGGAGGAGCUCCGCUCAACGGACAUGUUCUACCGCAAGGUGCUUUGCAUCUGGAACGCCAAGGGGCGGUGCCGCAACGGCGAGAAGUGCCGAUUCGC